AUGGAUUCCUUCAGCCAAAACAUUCUCUCCGAGUCUAACAACGGUCUAAGCUUCAGGAAAAUUCAGAAAUUUCAAAAGAAGCAGCGAAAAUACGCGCGAUUCAACACCAUGAUCAUCCCAGCGGAGUAUCGGAGCGAUGCGGCGGCGAAAUCGUCGAUGGAGAGGAAAAUUUGGAGAUUUUACAUUUAUCAGAUCAUUUUUCGGACUAUGGUUGACUUUGGCUUUUUGACUGUUCAGUGGCUCGUUUAUCCCUACAGAUUUAUCGUUCCGGAAAUCUUCGUCUGCUCAACUGAUCCAUGUCCUUAUCAAGUUAAUUGCUUCGUUUCUAGACCGACAGAAAAAACAAUUUUCUUCAACUACAAAUACAUCAUCGGCCUGAUCACCUGCAUCAUCAACGUCCUUGAGCUCUGGUAUAUCGGCUGGAUUCGAAUCAGGCGAGCGUUUCAAGAAGAUCCCUCACCCCCUUACUUCGAUUCUCUCGGCGCUGGUUUAGACCCAAAUCGAACCCAAGCUGGUUCUGAAUGCUUUUCUUCGACUCACGAUUCUAUGUCGCUUCCUCCCAUUCCCCCGCCAAUGUCGAUUCCCGAAAUUCACGGGAUGCCGAACUCUGGCAUCAGAAAACUGUCAAAAGACCAGUUCUCUCCGCUCGAACCAAUUUCUGCCUCGACUGGAAGCGGUUCCGAGAAAACUGGUAGCGCGAGCGGACGGAGCUCUUCAAAGAACAGAUUAACAAGAAAACAGCAAGAACAACAUCAACGAAGAGCAAGUAACUCACCGAAAAUUAAGAUUGACAAGAAUCAAAGUCAUCGUAUUUAA
This is a messenger RNA of Oikopleura dioica, 816 nucleotides long. The record is from the annotation of a GenBank genome assembly. Lineage: Eukaryota; Metazoa; Chordata; Appendicularia; Copelata; Oikopleuridae.